CGUUUUAUGUUUCCGUUUCAGGAUUGUAUCAAAUCCGAAGAACAGUGAACAGUGAGGGAGCAGUGACGAUGGUCGAACGGUGGUGGAGGGCUUUUAGGGUUAUCAGGUGGGGAGGAAGGAACCAUAGAAAGAGAAGGCAUGGUCCAGGUAAUUGACACUAAAGUUCAAGGACCAGCGAAGUUGGCACCUUGUCUUUAUUUUUAUUGCUUUAUAUGUUUGCAAUCAGACCCCAUUACAGACUGGAGCUCCGUUCCAUUGCCUUGUCGAUCUGAAGCAGCCAGGCCUCACUUUCAAUUCGCCAUCCCAAAGAAAUGGGAUCUGCUCCUAUUUUUUGAGGGUGCAUUUGGAAGAACUCAUAACCCAAGAUUCAAAGUGGCUAUUGGAAGGUUUAAAGCACUGAAUCUUGAGGCAUGGACUCCGGAAACAGAAGGAAUGGAAAACCAAGCCACACCAAAUGGUGACCGUCCUAGAACCAAGUGGACAUCAGUAAUGGACCGGUAUUUUAUUGACAUUAUGAUAGAAGAAGUUCAUAAAGGGAAUAAGAUUCGGAAUACAUUUCGGAAAAAAGCAUGGGAGGACAUGGUCUCUUUGUUCAAUACAAAAUUUGGAUUACAAUUGGACAAGGAGAUAUUACGGAAUCGAUCUAAAAAAUUGAGGCUCAAGUGUAAUGCUGUGAAGACUCUUCUUGCCCAUAAUGGAUUUCAUUGGGAUGACUCACGAAAAAUGGUCAAAGCAGAUGAUCAUGUCUGGGACGAAUAUCUCAAGGCACACCCUGAGGCACAAUCAUACAGAACCAAAACUGUGUUGAAUUACAAUGAUUUGUGCGUGAUAUAUGGAAAAGAAGCAACUGAUGGAACAAAUGACAGUUCUGGUCAUAAUAUAAAGGCUGCUGACAAUAUCUCAGGAAUGGAGAUUGUUGCACUGUCUGAAGAUCCACAACCUCUGGCACUGUCUGCAGGUCAUGAAGAUCUUUGUUUGGUAAGGUGUCCUGAAAAGAUAGAAGGAACGGACAUCCAAGUUCCUACCAGUAGUGAGCGCUCACGAACAAACUGGACUCCAACAAUGGACCGUUAUUUCAUUGACAUUAUGAUAGAACAGGUUCAUAAAGGGCAUAAGAAUGGUAAUAUAUUUCGAAAAAGGGCAUGGGAGGAGAUGGUAGCAUCGUUCAAUGCAAAAUUUGGAUUAAAUUUGGAUAAGGAAGUCUUGAAGAACCGCCACAAAAAAUUGAGGCUUCAAUACAAUGCUAUGAAGAUUCUUCUUGGCCAUGGUGGGUUUCACUGGGAUGAAACAAGACAAAUGGUAACAGCGGACAACAAUGUUUGGGAUGAUCAUCUCAAGGCUUACCCUGAAGCGCGAUCAUAUAGGACCAAAACUGUCCCAAAUUAUAAAGAUAUGUGUGUGAUAUACCGAAAUGAAACUGCUUACAAUGGCUCAGCUGAUGAUGUAAACCUUGCCGGCAACACUCCUAAAACUAAGAUAACUGGAGUCUCAGGAGCUUCACAAUCUCUGUCUGUGUCUGCUGUCCCUGGUGAUCCAGGUGUACUAAGGUCUUCUCAAUUUGUUGAAGGAAUGGAUAAUCAAGACCCUCCAAAUAUUGAUCACUCGAAAACCUGGACUCCACCUAUGGACCGUUAUUUCAUGGAUAUUAUGUUGGAACAGGUAAACAAUCGAUUCAAAGUUGGUAAUGCAUUUUGCAAAGAAGCAUGGACAAAUAUGCUUGCAUUGUUCAAUUCAAAAUUCGGAUUAGAACUGGACAAGGAGGCUCUGAGGAACCAGCACAGGAAAUUGAGGAUGCAAUACAACGCAAUGAAGACUCUUCUGGACAAUAAUGGGUUUUAUUGGGAUGAAACACGCCAAAUGGUGGCAGCUGCAGAUAAUAUUUGGGAUGAUUAUCUCAAGGUACAUCCAGAAGCACGAUUGUACAGAGCUAAAGCAAUGCCAAACUAUAAUGACUUGUGUGUGAUAUACGGAAACCCAAUUGUUGAUGGAAGAUAUAGCUGUUCGGGGCAUGAUGUAGUCCUUGAAGACACACCAGAGGUGAAGAUCGAAGUAGAGGGGCCACAUUCUCCAACCUCUGCUGCCCAUGGAGAUCCAAUCAUUGCUACACAAGAGUCUUCAUCACAUUCAGCUGGGGAUGUGGAUACAUCCAAUCAACAGAGCAAGCGUCCAUUCGCAGCACCUUCGACGUUUGAACAUUCUAGAAAACGGCUGAGGACUAUUGAUGAAUGUAUGGUUGAGGCUCUUCGUCAAAUGGCACUUGCAGUUACAUCAUUAGCAAAUAAAAAGAAAGAGAAUGAGAAUGAGACCCCUGCUACGCUAGAAAAGGUGGUUAAUGCACUUCAAGCUAUACCUGAUAUUGAUGAAGAUCUCUUUCUGGAUGCUUGCGAUCUUCUGGAGGAUGAACAGAAAGCAAAGAUGUUUCUUGCACUGGAUGCAACAAUCCGGAAGAAGUGGUUGAUGAGGAAGCUUAGACCAUAGUCACCUGUAUUAGUGUCUCGAAGCUUUUCUAAUCCUUACUUUUUAAAUCUCCUUUGUUGUAAUGUAUUCCACUUGUUCAUGUUAUUUAACAAUUAUUAUCCAGUCUUUUAUCUUGUGUUAAAUCUCUUGUAGUCUUAAUUAGACUGGUUAACAUUAACAGCAGAUAUGUGAACUGGUGUACAUUCUAGUAGUGCUAAGGAUUUAUCUUGAUUUGCGUACA
This is a messenger RNA of Nelumbo nucifera (sacred lotus), 2698 nucleotides long. RefSeq lists its product as uncharacterized. The record is from RefSeq and is a predicted model, not a curated record. Lineage: Eukaryota; Viridiplantae; Streptophyta; Magnoliopsida; Proteales; Nelumbonaceae.